Molecule: messenger RNA, 4703 nt
Organism: Drosophila virilis
Lineage: Eukaryota; Metazoa; Arthropoda; Insecta; Diptera; Drosophilidae
Gene: Su(Tpl)
Product: Suppressor of Triplolethal
Biological process (GO): snRNA transcription by RNA polymerase II; positive regulation of transcription elongation by RNA polymerase II; transcription elongation by RNA polymerase II
Cellular component (GO): transcription elongation factor complex
Molecular function (GO): cis-regulatory region sequence-specific DNA binding
Source: RefSeq, a predicted model, not a curated record
CUCAGCUCACAAACGCACUCGCAACCGCAACCGACGAUAACGCCGCGUGAAGUGGGCUGCUUUGGAAAUUUUACGAUUCAUUGUUGCUUGGACGUGGCAGCCAUGACGUGAUUUCUGACUUUGACUAAGAAAAUUUUUUGUUAAAAUUACAUUUGUAAAUUAUAGAAAAUUAACUUAAGGGGAAUACGUGCAUUAUUAAGCCAGCAACAAGAGCUCAAUUAAGUGUAAAAUAUAAUGUGUGUGAAAACUAUUGAAAUUUAUAAAAAAUUAUUGUUGUAGAGUGAAACUAAAAGCAAAUGCGUAAUAUAAAUUAAAAGCAACAAAAAACACAAAUUGAGGAGAGCAGCACAACUACGAUAAAAGAAACAUCAGCAACAACUACAAACAAAAAAAGAAAAACAACGCAUCAAUUAUUUAUCACGCAGCAGCAGCAACAACAACUAAAACAACCAUCAGCGGCGGUAGCAACAAUAUUAACAACAAUAAAGUCAUCGUCCAAUUGAGUAGCACGAGAAAAACACCGCACUUGCCUAUCGAUUGCCCGUCAAACCGAUAUAUACACAGUUUUCAACACUGUUCGUUCGGCCGAACAGCGAGCACAGCUGAUUGUGCCUGGUUGGCUGUUGUGUUUUUUUGGGUGUGCGCGGGGCAGUGAAAGGUUUUCUGCGUGCCGAGCGACCGAGAAAUAACAGUAUAACAACAGCAUCAACAACUACUGUGUGUGUGUGUGUGUGACGUGGUGGAAAGAACACAACACAACAGAACAAAAAAAAAAAAAAAAAAAAAUACACACGACCACGUCGAGCAGGUGGCAGUUUAGAACAGCUGUUUCAACACAUCAAAACUACAAAAAGCCACUGAAAUCUACAAAGCGCUGUCGACUAUUUAAUGUAAAUACAUUCACAUAAACAUACCUAUUCUUUUCCAACAGUGGUGAGAUAAUUAUACACACUCGUAUACAUUCAACAAUAAUAACAACAAGAACCAAAAACUAAAACAACAAUAACAACAAUAACAGUUGCCAUUGGGCCCCAGGCUUCUUCUACGUCACAUUCGAGAUCAGGAGUGGUGCCAGCAGCGACGCAUUGCAACAAACACAACUACAACAACAACUUCCAGUUAACGUUGCUUCCAUUCGAUUCUUCCGUGCAAAAAGAAAAAAAAAAAAAAACAACACUAAAACACUUUAAUUUAUUGUUCAACACUGGCGCGCUAGCCGAAAACAAAAAAAAAAAAAAACAACUAAUAUUUGCCAUUUUGCCACGCAAACGUCACAGCGACUAAGCAGAGACAACUUAACAAAAGCAAAUACAAAGCGUAGUUCAAGUAAUUAACAAAAAAAAAAAAAAAAAACAAAACAACAACAAAGAAUUAUCAUUGUGAUCAUCAAAAUCAUCAUCAACAAUCAACAUUUGAGGGGGGCGGACACGUUAUGAGCAAUUCGAUUGCAUCAACAAAAUGCCUGCCCAAUGUCUCGCUCUCGUCCGGAAAUUAUGGUAUGUCCCAAAGCCACCGUUACACCGAUGAUACAAAGGAGUAUAUAUUCCUUAAGCUAACCGACUCUGCCUUCCGUGCCAUCGAGGAAUAUCAAAGAAACGAGAAUGCCAAACGCCUUGCGCCCGGCCAGUGUGCAAAAAUUCAAUGCAAUGGCAACACUGGCGUCAUACACUUCCCGCUGCCAAGCAGCGAUAACAGUUCUGUUAAUAACAGCAGCGGCAACGGCGGCAGCGGAAUGGAAAGCGGCGGACGUAAAUUUGGCUUCACCAUUGACGAACUGGAGGGCACAUUGGAGUGCAUACAACAGCAGCGCGAGGGAUUCGAUGUGCUUGGCGCAUUGGCGCGACGAAUGCGAAUUCAUGCCAACGAUGAUGUCUACGAUACGACGCGAUCCAAAAUGGCUCGGGCCGAGGAGACGGAGAAGAGCAAAUGUAUACGCGAGAUCAAGCCAAAUCAAUCGGAUAUUGGGCGUAAGGUGAAGAAGCCGGCCUCGGCAUCAUCAUCGCAUCACAGUGGGAACAACAACAACAACAGCAACAAUAGCAGCAAUAGUUUUAACAGUAACAAUAGUCGUAAGUUAGUUUCAUCGCCAUUUAAUGGCCUGACAUCGUCGUCAUCAUCAUCAGUUGCAGCAGCAGCAGCAGCUGCAGCAGCAGCAUCAGCAGCGGCGGCGGCAGCAACAGCAGCAAUCACAAUCGCCUCACGCUCGCCCAAUCCCAAUACGUUGGGUGCCAGCGGCACAGUCAAUGGCAGUCGCAGCACAGCCCUGGCCAACACAUUCGCCAAUGGUAUCUCACAGGGCUGUGCGCUCAGCGGCAGCUCGCCCAGAGAGCAUAGCACAACAGCAACUGUUGCUGGCACAGCAGUAACAGUUGGUUGCAGCAAUGGACGCAAUAAAAUGCUCAACGGCAGCGGCAACAAUUCGCGCAGCGGCAAUGCCAAAUCAGGCGGUGCUGGCGGCGGUGGAGCAGGUGGGGCAGGCAAUGGCAACAAAAUGUCGGAUGUAUCGAGGCGCAGCAUUCGCGAGCGUUUGAUACAUUUGCUGGCAUUGAAGCCGUUCAAGAAGCCCGAGCUGUAUGCGCGCCUCAAGAACGAGGGCAUCAAGGAUCGGGAGCGCAAUCUAAUUGGCAAUAUACUCACGGAUAUAAGCACCAUGUCGCAUAAUACGUUCAAUUUGCGCCGCCAGAUCUGGAACGAUGUUGACGAGAAUUGGCCGUUCUUUAGCGAACAGGAGCUGCAGCAGCUAAAGCGUCGCAAGCCACAGAAUCUGACGCCGCCCAUGAGCUCCGAUGCGGGCAGCUCCACCUCUGGACAGAGUCCAACGUCCACGCACACGGGCAGCCCGCCGCCGUUGCUGCUGAUGCCACCAAAUGUCGGACAGCAAUCGGGCGGCGGCGGCGGCGGACCCGGCAACGGCGGCAAUAGCCUGAAGCGGAGCAGCAUCGAGUACGAUGAAAUGUUCAGCACGGUGCAUCCGAAGAAGCAGCGCAUCAGUCAUUACAACAGGGAGUCGGGCGGCGGUCCACAGUUCACAGCUGCGCCCACUAACUGCCCCAACACGGGCACGUCCUAUCGCAGUCGAAAUGCUGCCGCCUAUACGCCGCCGCAACGCCAGCUUCCGCAGCUGGACGAGCAGAGCAGCAACGAUUUGACCUACAGUGUGCUGGACAAUCUGGACGAGUUCCGUAGCAUGACAGCAGCAGCAGCUGUUAGCGAGCAGCAGCAGCAGCAGCAACAGCAGCGCGGCGGCAGCAGCAACAGUCGACGUGGCAGCGGCGGCUCUGCGAAGCAAAGCAACAGCAGCAGCAGCAACGGCAACGGCAACGCGGACAAGCGCAACUCGACGGGCAGCAACUCGAGCAGUUCCAGCGGCUAUGAGACGCAGCUGGAGCGCAACAGUCGUCAGUCGUCGGCAGCGCAGACGACGGCACGAAAAUCCUCGACAACGCCGCCCAAAUUAGCAGCCAGCUUUGUGCGACAAUCGACACAGCAGCAGCAACAACAGCAGCAACAACAGCAGCAACAACAGCAGCAGCAGCAGCAGUCACGUGGCAACAGCUUCAGCAGCAACAACAACAAUGCGCACGAUGAGUACAAUUCAUACAACAACAACACGCAUGCCGCGUCCAAUAGCAAAAAGCGCACGAGUAACAGCAACAGCAACGGACAACGUCAGCGCAGCAGCAGCAGCAACAGCAACAGCAACAAUCACAUCUAUCAACAGCAGCAGCAACAGUUGCAGGCGCCAGUGCAGCAGCAGCAACAGCAACAGCAGCAGCAACAGAUGCCGCAGCAGCAGCAACAACAACCUUAUCAUAAUCGCGAGUCGACGGGCAAGAGUGCGAGUGGCAGCGGCAAUCAGACGACGGCCAAGCAUCCGUCGCCCACACAGCAGCUGGCGGCGGCUGCGCAUGCGUAUGCGGCGGCAACGGCGGAUGCUGAUGCGAAUGCCACGCCCCGUUACGAUUUCAGCCAAUAUGCGCCCAUACGCACACUGGAGGUGCGCAGGCGCUACAAGACUGAAUUCGAGAGCGACUACGACGAGUAUCGCAAACUGUUGACCAGCGUCGAGGAUGUGCGCAAUCGUUUCCAGGAUCUGUCCAAGCGUCUGGAGGGCGCACGGCGACGCGGCGGCGGCGACUACGAUCAAAUCAAGCGGCAAAUUGUCAGCGAAUACGAGCGCAUCAACAGCGAUCGCAGCAUACACAAGGACAAGCUGAGAUUCGACUAUCUGCACGCCAAGUUGGCGCACAUCAAGCAGCUGGUCAUGGACUAUGACAAGACCCUGAUGAGCGCCACGGCAGCAACAGCAGCAAUGCCGGAGGCAGCAGCUGAAGCCCAAGCACGUUUGGCGGAAAGCAGCAACAUGCAACAGCAACAGCAGCAGCAACAUCGCCAACAGCAGCAGCAACAUCAUGCUGUGGAAACGAUACAGCAACAAGAGCAGCAGCAACAGCAGCAACAUUUCAUCAACAACAACAACAACAACAACAACAACAACAACAACAACAGCAGCAGCAACAACAACAACCACGAGAGCGACUCGGAUGACAGCUCCGGCAGCUCCGAUUCCAAUGAUGAUGAUGAUGAUGACGAUGAAGAUUGCGAAGAUUCCAACUCCAACACUGACGACGACGACGACGAUGAAACCUACUGAGAAUAAACGAAUCAAACAACGCAAAGCUACUUCUGGAUAAAACGAUAAA